UGUCUAAGAAGUCUACAAAAAAGCCCAGGAGUUGAGUUUCCGUGGGAAAGCCCGAGACAGUAAAAGGUCCUGUCCGGUACGCUUUUUGGAUAUCUACGGACGCAUUCAUCUAUAUUGUAAGGUAUGCUACCCUGCAGCGGCACCCACCUUCUGCUUUUGCUGGUUCUGUGCGAUGCGCUGUACUCAGGGGCAGUGAGCCUGCCAGCAGUAGGAGCGUAUUCCUCCAUAAGACCCACGAGGCAUGCGGAUGGCUUAUUUACAAGUGGCUACAGCAAACUUCUUGGACAGCUGUCAGCCAGACGGUACCUCGAAUCUCUGAUUGGAAAGCGCAUCAGUGAUGACUUAUUGGAAGAUGAAUCUCCAGUUAAGCGUCAUUCAGACGCUGUUUUCACAGACAACUUCAGCCGAUUACGGAAACAGAUGGCGGUGAAGAAAUACCUGGACUCCGUUUUGGUAGGAAAACGGAGCAACCAAGAUUACCUUGCGAACUUCCAGGAGGAAUCCACUAGAAGUGAGCCUUCUUUCCAAGACACCUUGGAUAACAUGGCUGUAGAUGAGUUUCUCAGUCGGCUUCCUGUGCCACUCUAAGCUGGGGUCCUGAAGUGGAUGCUCGGACAGGUCGUCAUGAUGUGUGGCUACAUUCCAUUAUUCAUAUUUCUUUAGCAAAAUGUAAAUCAUCAUAUUGUUUACUUUUUUGUAAAAACUGUAAAUAAAGGCACAUACUA
This is a messenger RNA of Brienomyrus brachyistius, 725 nucleotides long. RefSeq names its product VIP peptides-like. Gene Ontology annotation, cellular component: neuron projection; perikaryon; extracellular region. The record is from RefSeq and is a predicted model, not a curated record. The transcript has 6 exons. Gene Ontology annotation, biological process: regulation of protein localization; positive regulation of protein catabolic process; phospholipase C-activating G protein-coupled receptor signaling pathway. Lineage: Eukaryota; Metazoa; Chordata; Actinopteri; Osteoglossiformes; Mormyridae. The coding region runs from base 124 to 588 and encodes 154 amino acids. Gene Ontology annotation, molecular function: peptide hormone receptor binding; neuropeptide hormone activity.